Messenger RNA from Octodon degus (degu), 3843 nucleotides. RefSeq names its product phosphatase and actin regulator 2 (gene Phactr2). Gene Ontology annotation, biological process: actin cytoskeleton organization. NCBI's taxonomy places the organism in Eukaryota, Metazoa, Chordata, Mammalia, Rodentia, Octodontidae. Gene Ontology annotation, molecular function: actin binding. The record is from RefSeq and is a predicted model, not a curated record. The coding region runs from base 5 to 1942 and encodes 645 amino acids. The transcript is spliced from 13 exons.
GGCCAUGGGCCAGACCGCGGUGUCCACGCUGUCCCCGCAGCCCGGCAGCGUUGAUGGCCUGGACAGAGCUUCCAUAGCGAACUCAGAUGGCCCCCCAGCAGGUUCCCAGACACCACCCUUCAAGAGGAAGGGGAAACUGUCCACCAUCGGGAAAAUCUUCAAGCCUUGGAAAUGGAGGAAAAAGAAGACCAGUGACAAAUUUAGAGAGACCUCAGCAGUGUUAGAGAGGAAGAUAUCCACCAGACAAAGUAGAGAGGAGCUGAUAAGAAGGGGCGUGAUUAAGGAGUUGCCUGAUCAAGAUGGAGAUGUAACAGUUAACUUUGAAAAUUCAAACGGGCACAUGAUCCCCAUCGGAGAGGAAUCUACCCGAGAGGAGAAUGUAGGGAAGUCUGAAGAAGGUAAUGGCUCUGUGUCUGAGAAAACACCACCUCGGGAGGAAAAGGCAGAAGAUAAGAAAGAGAACACUGAAAACCAAUCUGAAGCACCGGCAGCUCCUGUUCCACUUCCUCCAGCUCCUCCUAAGCCUAAACCCAAACCUAAACCCAAAAAAUCACCCGUGCCUACCAGAGGGGCCGCUGCUGGGCCCAGCCACAAAGGUGACGAAGUGCCUCCCAUUAAAAAACAUGCCAAGGCUCCUGGCAAGCAGGUCCCCGUCCCUCCGCCCAAGCCAACGAGCCGAAACACAACCCAAGAGGCUGCUGGUUCUUCUCAUUCCAAAAAAACAACCGGCUCCAAAGCCUCAGCUUCCCCGUCUACUUCGUCCACCUCUUCACGUCCGAAAGCUUCAAAAGAGACAGUUUCUAGCAAAACAGGGACAGCGGGGACCACGAAGGGCAAGAAGAAGCCUGGCAAACAACCAUCCACUUCUUGCGUCUCCCCAGACACCGGGACCACUGGGGCAUCUGAUCCCAGAGGACAGCCUUCGGAGGCCGGGGUGCAGCGUCUCCAGCCUGAGCAGACUGUCCCUGGGCCCGAGGAGCAGAGCGCAGGCAGAGCCACGCCGGCCGCCCCUCCGCCUCCCGCGGCCGCGUUGCCUUCCCCGCCCGCCCCUCCUCUGCUCCUUGAGAACCAGUGCGUUGUGGCCCCAGACACUCCCGUGGUCCUGGUCAGCAACGGAGCUGAUCUGCCCGCCUCUGCCUUAGACCCAAGUCAGCUCCUUUGGACUGAAAAGCCAACCGACAGAACCACUCUCCACCCAGGCGCUGGCUUAGGUGUUAGCAGAGAACAGGCCAAAUGUUUUCCAACCAAAGAUGAGCUGCAGAAGGUCGUCUCUCAGCUGCUGACCCCAGGGCUGAUGGGAGAAUCUUCAGAGUCCUUCAGUGCCCCGGAGGACGGCAGUACCAGGGAGUACCAGGCCAGUGAUUCUGACUCAGAUGGACCCAUCCUGUACACUGAUGAUGAGGAGGAAGAAGAUGAAGAGGAUGGCAGCGGAGAAAGUGCUUUGGCAAGUAAGAUCCGACGGAGGGAUACUCUUGCUAUUAAGCUUGGCAACAGACCGUCGAAGAAAGAGUUAGAGGACAAAAAUAUCUUGCAGCGAACGUCUGAAGAAGAGAGGCAGGAAAUCCGGCAACAAAUUGGAACCAAGCUGGUCAGGAGACUCAGUCAAAGGCCCACAACUGAAGAAUUGGAGCAAAGAAAUAUCCUAAAACAAAAGAAUGAAGAAGAAGAACAAGAAGCAAAAAUGGAACUUAAGCGUAGACUCAGCCGGAAGCUCAGCCUGCGACCCACAGUAGCCGAGCUGCAAGCGCGAAGGAUCCUGCGGUUUAAUGAGUACGUAGAGGUCACCGACUCCCCGGACUACGACCGCCGGGCAGACAAGCCCUGGGCCAGGCUGACACCUGCAGACAAGGCAGCAAUAAGGAAAGAACUAAAUGAAUUUAAAAGCACAGAAAUGGAAGUUCACGAAGAGAGUCGACAGUUUACAAGGUUUCACCGUCCCUGAAGGAGUGUGGGGCUGUUUGCAAGCACAGAUGAUCAUCUUCAGGGGAGAGAAGCCUUGCUCCCCAAAAAGCUGAUAUUGCACUGAGACUUGAGUGUGUGUGACUCCGUUUAAUUUGUGGUGAAGGACGUGUGUGACUCAGCUUGGUUCGAGAGUCCUCCUCACCUCUACUGCCCAGAGGGAGCCAACGAGGGCAGGGAAGGAUGCAGUAACUUGGUGCCCAGAAUGUGUGUCGAUGGUAAGGGACACUAUGGUUACAUCAGCUGUUCUUCAUAAGGAGUUUAAUCAAAGAAGAUGAGCAGAAGACAAUCACUGGCUCUCCACUAUCAGAAAGCCAAAAGUUUUAGCGCCUGUGGGUUGAAGAAACCCUGCUGGGUGCUGGAAAGGGUGAGAGUUGAAAAUCAGAGAGAAAGAGAUAUAUUUCAUUAUGUUAAUGAAGAAAGGAGAAAAUGGAAACAUAAAUGUAUUUUUGAAGUAGGCAUUUGGUAGCUGAGAACUUAUUAAGGAGCUUGGAAUCUUAAACACCUAAUGUGGAUUCCUUAAAGACUGAAUUUUACAGAUACUCUUGUUUUGCCAUUACGUUGGUACAAUAAAGUACCGUGAUUUUAGGUUGUGCCAGUGAAGCCACUUGCCAGAAGCAGACCUAAAUAUUUUCAUGCAUCUUUUUCUUAAGUGCAAGAGACUUCUGUUGACUCCUACCAAGCAUGCUUCAAUGUAUCCACAUUCUGUUGUAUGCUUCAAGUAGCACAGCUAUUACACACUCAACAUCUUUUAUACCCCUUUCCUGGUGUGUCCAUUUUCCACAAAGAUAACAGCACUAGACAAAAAAAGACAGAUGCAAUGAGACCCUAAAAACCUGUCAUAAGCUUUACGAACAAAUCUUUUUUUUUUCCUUUUCCCACCUUGAUUAUCUCCAAAGUCAAGAAACCAUACUUGAUCUACAGAAUAUUGACAAUCAUGACACCCUUUAAGAAUGCCAAGCUACAGUUUAAGUGAGGUACAAUCGUGUGCUGCCUGCUGUUCUGAGGGAGAAUGCUAAGGACCAGUUAUUUUUCAGCACUGCAUUUUUAAAAAGUUGAAUUGCUGCUAUUAAAAUAAAGCACAUGCAUCAGAAAAUAUACAUCCCAAGGCUUAAAAGAACACACAAAAAAAAUUCUGCUACGUUGUGUGUGGGAGAAAGCUCAUUUUUUAUAUUAAGAGUCUACAGAUUACAUCCAUAAAUACAGUAUUUACUUUCAAUGCCAGAGAUCAGUGAGAUGAAAAUCACAGUUUUCUGUGAGCCUCCAAGCAGUAUUGUUUACAGUGAGAGCCCUGUUACUAUAUCGCUGAAUCCCAGGUUCAGUUUAAUGCCUGCUACCCCAUAUAUCUGACUGUGUGUAAAUACCGUCUUGCAUUUAGUUGUACUUCUCAGUUGUUUCGUGGCCCUUUUUAUUAAAAAUACAUAACAAAAAGGUGAGACCUAAAUAGAGUAUUUUAUUCUUAGACCUCAGAGUAGAAUUUCCUAAAUUGCAUUUGAUUUGGAAUGUAGAAGACUGUAAUUGUUAAUUUCAACCCAAAAUUAAGCAUUUCAUCUGUUGGUUAAAUUUAGAUCCCAUUUCUUUUUAAAAUCAUUUCAAAGUGAAUGAUUUAACUUAAUUUUUUUUUUAAUUUGCCCCUCUUGACCUAUUAUAAAAAGCCAGAAUCCUUUUAUAAGAAAAGUAACCAGCAUUAUUGUACCUCUUGCUGCAUUCAGCUAUGGGCAUUAAUAAAAUAAACUUGCUCUCUGUACUAUUGUCAUUUUUCUAAUAGAGUAAGACAUACUUUGCCUUGAAUUUUUUUUUUUGCAUGCAUAAGUGUCUGUCUCUGGCUGAUAUUUUGUCUGAUUUCUGUUGUUAUCGUUUGUGGUGUUGGGAGUCAAUCUAAGG